This is a messenger RNA of Malania oleifera, 2764 nucleotides long. Its product is annotated as phosphatidylinositol 4-kinase gamma 7-like. NCBI's taxonomy places the organism in Eukaryota, Viridiplantae, Streptophyta, Magnoliopsida, Santalales, Ximeniaceae. The coding region runs from base 542 to 2470 and encodes 642 amino acids. The transcript is spliced from 3 exons. The record is from RefSeq and is a predicted model, not a curated record.
CUCCCUGCUUCCAUUUUAACGGGAGUUGGAAAAUCCCGAACGCGGGAGGGGCGAGAGAGAGAGAGUGAGAGAGAGUUAUCGUCGUUGAUUCUUCUGCGACUCGAAUCUUCACCGUCCAUCUCCGAUUUUCCCCUCAUCUCUUGGCGGUUCUCCGGUGAUGGCUCUCCCUGCGUCCCCGUCGUGAUCUUCCGACUGCCGUGAAGGCCUGAAUGGUGAUCUGGAUAAGGUUGGAGAUUAUUAGGAGUGCGAUUUGGUGUUUGCUAGCUCUUCGAGAAGGAUAGAGAGUCCAGUAUUAUAAGGUCGCUUCCCCAAUGUAGCAAUUUUGUUUCUUGGUGCAUGCAAUUUGGUGGCCGUAUCUGCUCAGAUGUGAGAAUCCUGGAAGCAUUUUGAGUUCCACCAGUUGCUAUGAUCGUUUGCCAUACAAAAUUUUCUUCUAUUGGAUUAGUGCUGGCAUUUGAGUUUGGCGUCUGUUUGAGAGAGAAACUCUCUGCUGCCGCCAUCUCUGCUGCCGGCAUUGAAGUCUACCACUUUUCAUCCUUUCAUGUUCCCUGAAUUUCCUGAGCAAAAUAGUCCUAUAAAAACCCAGAUGGCAGUCGCAACUUUUAAGGGACUCCUCAGGGGUGAGUACCAUGGAAAUAAGGGAUUGGAAGGACAACCUUCUGGGAGGAGGCGUGUUUUUGUUCAAACUGAAACUGGCUGUGUGCUAGGUAUGGAACUAGAUAGGGCUGACAAUGCCCAAACAGUGAAGAGGAGAUUGCAGCUUGCCCUCAAUGUCCCAACUGAUGAGAGCUUGUUGAUAUAUGGGGAUAUGGUGCUGAAGAAUGACCUCAGCUCUGUCAGAAAUGAUUCUCCACUUCUUCUAACUAGGAACUUCUUGCACAGGAGCUCAUCCACUCCCUGUCUUUCACCGACUGGGAGGGAUCUUCAGCUGAGAGAUCAGAGUGGUCCGAUUGAGAUAUUAGGGUGCUCAAAUCAUUUUGCUAGAUCAAGGCAGCUGGUGAACGACAUUGUGGAGGCAAUAAAGAUUGGCAUUGAACCAGUCCCUGUUUGUAGUGGGCUUGGAGGUGCUUAUUAUUUCAGAAAUUGCAUUGGUGAGAAUAUUGCUAUUGUGAAGCCAACAGACGAGGAACCUUUUGCCCCAAACAACCCAAAAGGUUUUGUAGGUAAAGCUCUUGGCCAACCAGGCCUGAAACACUCAGUCCGGGUCGGGGAGACUGGUUUUAGAGAAGUUGCAGCUUACCUUCUUGACCAUGAUAAUUUUGCCAAUGUGCCGGCAACUGCACUUGUAAAGGUUACACACUCGAUUUUUAAUGUAAAUGAGGGAGUAAAUGUAAAUAAGUAUCAGAACAGGAAGCAGGUCAGCAAGAUUGCAUCAUUUCAGCAGUUCAUCCCUCAUGAUUUUGAUGCAAGUGAUCAUGGGACUUCUAGCUUCCCUGUUGCUGCUGUACAUAGGAUUGGGAUAUUAGAUGUUCGGAUUUUAAAUACAGAUAGGCAUGCAGGAAAUCUUCUGGUUAGGAAGCUUGAUAGGGUUGGAAGGUUUGGUCAGGUGGAACUUAUUCCUAUUGAUCAUGGCCUAUGCCUACCUGAAAGCCUAGAAGACCCAUAUUUUGAGUGGAUUCAUUGGCCACAGGCAUCAAUUCCUUUCUCAGAGGAGGAGCUUGAGUAUAUAGUUCAUCUUGAUCCAGUGCGAGACUCUGAUAUGCUAAGAACGGAGCUGCCAAUGAUUCGAGAGGCAUGCCUCCGGGUCUUGAUUGUUUGCACUGUUUUCCUUAAGGAAGCAGCAGAUUUUGGUCUAUGUCUUGCUGAGAUUGGGGAAAUGAUGAGUAGGGACUUUAAAGGCCAUGAUGAGGAGCCCAGUGAGCUUGAAGUUAUAUGCAUCGAGGCAAGGAGGCUAUUGGAGGAGAGCAAAAUUCUAUUUUAUGAGGCAAAAGUGGGAGAUAAAGAGGAGUUUCAGUUCGAUAUAGAUUGUGAAGAAGGUGAAUUGGAUGUGAUCCCAAAAAUUCAAGAGAACUCAGCAACAAAAAUGACUGUCAAUGCUGUGUUUAGAGUUGGAAACAGUCGAAACCCGUUUUCUAAAGUAGAGAAUGGUGAGGGGCUGGAGGUAGAGGCUGAGAGUAAGAUGUCCUCGAGGGCAGAAGAUAAUUUUUUCCUGGCGCACGACCAGGUUUCAUCUGUUUCAAAGUUGUCCAUGUCUUUGAAAAACAUUGGACUUGGUGGAAAGAGCUGGAGACACCAGGGUGCAAUUUUGAGAGGCAGUAACUUGGCUUGCACUUCAUCUGGGAACAGGAGUGUGAAUGAGCAGCUGCCUGCUAGCUCUAGUUUUGUGAAAUUAGAUGAUAUGAAUGAAGAGGAGUGGGGGCAGUUUCUCGAGAAUUUCCAGAAGCUGCUGCACGCUACUUUUUGUAAUAGUAAAUUAGAGAGUGUGGGUCAGAGGCAAAGACAGAGACUUGGAACAUCAUGUCAGUUUUGAGAAGUUUUAACUACCAAAUAACACAAGUCUGAAGGCAUUUUAAGGUUUGUAGGGUUUUUGGUGCAUAAACCUUGAAGAAUCCUUUGGUUAAGAGGUUUUUUCCCAGGGAAGCAUUGUGUUUUGAGGUUGGAUAUGAUUUGAAUAUUCCUAUUUCAGGCAAUGCAAGCUUUUGUUCAUCGCCUUAUGUAGGGAGGUUGUGGCUUUUAUUUAUUUAUUUGCAUUUUCUUGCACGCCUUGUUAACUAUCUACAAAAUGUCAAUUAAAUAAAAUCCAAAAAAAGUUGAGGCAAGAAAA